GGGACACACGACAUGUGCUCACCGGCUCUGCAGAUAACAGCUGUCGGCUCUGGGACUGUGAAACAGGGAAGCAGCUGGCUCUGGUGAAGACCAGUUCGGCAGUGAGGACGUGUGGCUUUGACUUUGGAGGAAACAUCAUAAUGUUUUCCACAGACAAGCAGAUGGGAUAUCAGUGUUUUGUGAGCUUCUUUGACCUCCGGGACCCCAGCCAGAUCGAGAACAACGAGCCUUACAUGAAAAUCCCCUGCAGUGAUUCUAAAAUCACGAGUGCUGUGUGGGGCCCCCUGGGAGAGUUCAUCAUCGCAGGACAUGAGAGCGGAGAGCUGAACCAGUUCAGUGCCAAGUCAGGGGAGCAGCUUUCAAACAUCAAGGAACACACCAAGCAAAUCAACGAUAUUCAGACCUCCAGGGACAUGACUAUGUUCAUCACUGCCUCCAAGGACAACACGGCCAAGCUAUUUGAUUGCACAACACUUGAGCAUUUGAAGACGUUCCGGACGGAGCGACCGGUGAACUCUGCCGCACUCUCCCCCAUUUUUGAUCACGUCGUGCUUGGUGGUGGGCAAGAGGCCAUGGAUGUGACCACAACCUCCACCAGGAUUGGGAAGUUCGAGGCGAGGUUCUUCCACUUGGCUUUUGAAGAAGAGUUUGGCAGAGUGAAGGGUCACUUUGGUCCGAUAAAUAGCGUUGCUUUUCACCCUGACGGGAAGAGCUACAGCAGCGGGGGUGAGGAUGGCUACGUUCGCAUCCAUUACUUCGAUCCCCAGUACUUUGAGUUUGAAUUUGAAGCUUAGAGGAGGACGUCUCCUCUUCCUUUUCCUCCUCCAAUCCAUCGGCUCCUGCGCAGAACUGUUGUUAAGGCCUGAAGUGGGUCUGCUCCUCAGGAGGCAGUGGGAAGCAGCAGCGAGCUCGGGGGCUAUGUGAAGGUGGGGAAUUGGAAACCCAACCGGCUCGAAAGGGCAGGACUGGCUUUCGCAGGAGGU
Messenger RNA from Pterocles gutturalis (yellow-throated sandgrouse), 983 nucleotides. It is a transcript of the gene EIF3I, whose product is annotated as eukaryotic translation initiation factor 3, subunit I. The transcript has 8 exons. NCBI's taxonomy places the organism in Eukaryota, Metazoa, Chordata, Aves, Pterocliformes, Pteroclidae. Gene Ontology annotation, molecular function: protein binding; translation initiation factor activity; RNA binding. Gene Ontology annotation, biological process: cytoplasmic translational initiation. The annotation marks the transcript as partial. Gene Ontology annotation, cellular component: eukaryotic translation initiation factor 3 complex, eIF3m. The record is from RefSeq and is a predicted model, not a curated record.